AUGGCCGCGCUUUGCCCAGUAGCAAUGGCAGCAGCAGCAGCAGCAGCAGCUGCCGUUGCAGUUUCGGCUGCAGGGUCGUCUGUUGAGGACGCAACUAUCAACACUUCUUCCGAGGAAGUAGCAGCAGCAGCAGAAUUGGAAGCAGCAAUAGCAAAGCACAGCAGCAGCGACAGCUCCUCCACUGCGCCUCACGGGGAUAUUUGCAUCAAUAUCCAUUUGUUGCGUCAUGCAGAAGGCACUCACAAUGUGGGAGCGCGUGACAGGCCGCCUGGGCAGAGCUGCGACUGGGUAUAUUCUCAGCCACAGCAUUUCGAUGCUGACCUGUCAGAAGCAGGUUUGCUGCAGGCUCGAGCAGCAGGACUCCGAAUGCCGGAGCAGUUGCUGCUGGCGCUGCAGCAGCAGCAGCAGCGGCAAGGGUACUGCUGCUGCUGCCCUGCUGCUGCUGUCUACACGAGCUCACUUAGGCGAACCAUUCGCACUGCGUACGAGACCCUUAAAACGGCCUUAGCCACUCCUUCAGCAGCAACAACAGACACAGCAGCAGCUUCACGAGAAGCCUCGCUAGCAGCAGAAGCAGCAGGCACGGGUACGCCGGCAGCAGCAACAGCAGCAGGAGUAGCAGAGCCAUUGGACAUCCCAGUGACGGCUUUAGAGGAGACAAGGGAGUGGGCAGGAGGAAACCAUUGCUGCGACGGGAGGCAUCCACUGAAGGAGCAAGCUCGGUGGGCAUCUCAACUCUUCAAGAAUAUUUCCUUCUCUCCAAAGAUAGAAGCCGACCCGUUGCCUCCCGCAAUGCCUAGAGAGAGCCGCCAGGCCAUGGAGGAGCGUUGCAUCCUCUUCCUGCAGCGCCUGCAAAACCUAGGAACAGCAGCAGCAGCGGCCGUAGCAGCAGCCAGCGCAGCAGCAGGAAAGAAGGGCCAAUUUAUGUGCCCUCGCUGCAGCAAACCGUUUCCUGCUCAUUUCAAAGACACCAGCACCACCUGCAUCAGCAACGGCGACAGCCGCAACGGCAGAGCCAGCAACGGCAGCAGCCGCAGCAGUAACAGCGGCAGCAGCAGCAAGGUGAGCAUAGAAAUCAUGUGCGUCUGCCACAGCGCAUGGACCCGCUUCUUAUUUGGUUUGUUGUCUCUUUUCCCUCCUUCGUUUCGGGGACUGCACAACUGCGAAUGGCGAAGCGUGCAAAUACAACUGAGUGAACUUCAGGCGCUAAUACCCAAGCUGAAGAAAAAGGCACAGAAGCCCCGGGAAUUGUUUCCGUUCUCAACACUACCAUUUCAAACCCCGGGGGCCCCCGCAGCUCCCUUGGAGGCCCCCGUGGAGAGUUUCACGAAGGUAACACACACAGCAGCAGCAGCAGAAAGAACAGAAGCAACGGAAAGAACAAAUCAUUGGCAGAUUUCCCUCCUCUCUGCUUUAUUGGGGCUGCAAGCGCAGCAGCCGCUGACCAUCCUUGUCUACCCUCCUGCUGGGGCCCCCCAAGGGUCCCAUCACGGGUCUCCUGGAGGGUCUGUUGAGAGAUCUUCCCAGGGGGCCCCUCAAGGGCCACCUUCAGAGGCUGCGGCGCGGGGUCAGAGGGCCCUGCCCUCAUCUGGCGCUCGCGAGGCCGCAGCCGAACGCAUCAAGGCAUGGAUAGCGCAGCAGCCCGCGUGGACUUCACAGUCCUCCAGUACCCUGCAGCAGCAGCAGCCAAACCAGCAGCAACAGCAGCACCAAGAGGCGGCGAAGAAACAGUUAUUAACGGAUGGACUCGACUGCAUUCGCUAUGUAGCGGAUCCAAGGCCGGGGGAACCGUCGUUGGAGAUAGUGGAGAAGGAAAAGGUUCACAGAGAAAAUUGCCUCAUUUUGUGUCUCGUUCCCCGCAUUUCAGACCUUGAAAAAGCUGAGGCUGAAUUGUCUCUUCUGUCUGAAGUUUUGUUACCGACGCAAGCAGGAGCAGAGGCCUGUCUGCGCUUGGACGUUUUGGAUUUAUCUUAG
Eimeria tenella is the source of this 1974-nucleotide messenger RNA. RefSeq lists its product as uncharacterized. Gene Ontology annotation, cellular component: cytoplasm. Lineage: Eukaryota; Apicomplexa; Conoidasida; Eucoccidiorida; Eimeriidae. Bases 1 to 1974 code for a protein of 657 amino acids. Gene Ontology annotation, molecular function: phosphatase activity. The record is from RefSeq and is a predicted model, not a curated record. The transcript is spliced from 8 exons.